AUGAUUAUUUCGACGCUCCUUGCACGCGCUCUAGAGCUGUCUGUCGGUUCGCUCAACGUCGAUCCUCGUCCCAACUUAAGGGCUAGCGAUGUAUUCGGUAGCAGCACCCGACUACAUUCCCAGGAAUCAACACAGCAAUACCCCACCAGAUUUGAAGGCCUUACUUGGGAUAAUGCGAACUGGCGACUAACCACAACUCAUCUCGACCAAGGCCAUUACCAGUCUCGUGGUUCUAUAGCAAACGGCUAUAUGGGAAUUAGUGUUGCUUCUGUAGGCCCGUUCUUUGAACUCGACGUGCCUGUAAAUGGCGAUGUGAUCAACGGCUGGCCUCUUUUUUCUCGAAGACAAAGCUUCGCUACCAUCUCUGGGUUCCAUAACCUCCAGCCCGACGCAAAUGGGACCAACUUUCCCUGGCUGAGCCAGUAUGGCGGCGACAGUGUUAUCAGCGGCAUUCCACACUGGAGUGGUCUCAUCUUAGAUCUUGGGGGCGAUGCCUUUCUAGAUGCAGGUGUAGAUAAUAGCACUAUCUCCAAUUUUGUUUCGAUUCUGGACAUGAAGAAAGGAGUUUUGGCUUGGAAUUUCAAGUGGUCUCCUGCGAACAGAAAUUCUACAUUUGAUAUAUCUUAUCAGCUUUUUACCCAUAAGCUUUAUGUGAACCAGGCCAUUGUUCACAUGGAAGUAACCCCGUCUACUAAUGGGAAUGCUACAGUUGUCAAUAUCCUCGAUGGUUAUUCUGCUGUCCGUACUCAGUUUAUCGGAUCUGGAACCGAUGGCCAGGCCAUCUACUCAUCUGUGCGACCGAAUGGCGUUAACAACGUUACUGCUUACAUAUACGCUCAAAUGACCGGCUCACAGGGGAUGGAUAUGUCUACCGCUGCGAUAGUUUCCGAUAAGCCCUACAUCCGAAAGAAUGAAUCAACAAUUGCCCAAGCAGUUAAUGUCAACUUUCUCGCAGGACAGAAAAUAUCAAUCACUAAAUUUGUAGGGGUGGCUUCUACCGAUGGAUUUGCUGACCCCAAGGUAUCGGCCAAGGCCUCUUGCACAAGUGCGUUAAACAGCGGAUACGAAGCAUCUUUCCAGUCUCAUAUCAAGGAGUGGGCUACGAUAUUUCCGAGGGACUCUGUCGAUGAUUUUACACUUCCAGAGUCCGGCGCGUUACCUGCUGACAAGCAUAUAAUAGAAUCAGCGAUAACAGCAGUUGUUAACCCGUAUUAUUUGCUUCAGACAACAGUUAGUGAGAAUGCAAUGAAGAUGUUAAAUAAUUCUUCAUUAAAUAGGGGAAGCAUGUCAGUUGGUGGCUUGACUUCGGACUCAUACGCUGGAUUUAUCUUUUGGGAUGCAGAUAUAUGGAUGCAGCCGGGGUUUGUGACCUCAUUUCCGGAAGCAGCGCAGACGUUCACCAACUACCGGGUAGAUAAAUACGGACAAGCCCUCGAAAACAUUAAAUCAGCUUUCACGUCAUCGAAAAACCGCACCCGUUUUUCGCCUGGGGCGGCUAUCUAUCCCUGGACUAGUGGUCGAUUUGGUAAUUGCACAGCAACAGGACCCUGUUUCGAUUACCAAUAUCAUCUGAAUGGGGAUAUCGGGUUGCAGAUGGUCAACAACUGGGUCACAACUGGCGAUACGGAGUAUUUCAGAUCUACUCUAUACCCUAUAUAUAACUCUAUAGCCACGAUGUUUGCCGACAUUUUGGAGAAAAACGGCUCAUCCUGGACCUUGACUAAUAUGACGGAUCCAGAUGAAUUUGCAAACCAUGUUGACGCCGGUGGUUUUACUAUGCCUAUGAUUGCAUCUACUCUGACUUAUGCAAAUAGAUUUCGCCAGCUGUUUGGAAUCGAAGAGAAUCAGAUAUGGAAUGAUAUGGCUAAGAAUGUCCUUAUUUCCAAGGAGCCAGCUUCUAGUAUAACCCUAGAAUAUACAACCAUGAAUGGGAGCACGCGAGUUAAGCAAGCCGAUAUUGUGCUCAACACCUUUCCACUGCGCUAUACCGAUAAUUACCCGCCCGAAAAUGCCCUGACGGAUUUAGAUUAUUACGCCGGAAAACAGUCACCUCAUGGGCCAGCUAUGACAUACGCUAUGUUCUCUAUUGUUGCAAACGAGGUAUCACCUUCAGGAUGCUCAGCAUAUACUUAUGCACAAUAUUCGUUCAGCCCAUAUGUCCGAGCGCCUUUCUUUCAAUUUUCAGAACAACUGGUCGAUGAUUGGCUCACCAACGAUGGCACCCACCCUGCCUUCCCAUUUCUGACUGGAAACGGUGGUGCAAAUCAGGUUGUUCUUUUUGGAUAUCUUGGGUAUCGCCUUUUGCCCGAUUCUAUCCUUCAUGUAGAUCCGAAUUUACCGCCGCAGAUCCCCCACAUCACCUACCGCACAUUUUAUUGGCAUGGUUGGCCGAUAAAGGCCUGGUCAAACUAUACACAUACUGUGAUUCAACGGGCGCAGAAUAAGACCGCUUUAUCCACUGCUGAUCAAACCUUUGCUAAUGCACCUAUACCUGUACAUGUCGGCCCUGCAUUGAAGGCAACGCGUUACUCUUUACCGCCAUCUGGAGAUCUGGUUAUUCCCAAUCGUCAAACUGGCUCUAUUAAUACCUUUCCGGGAAACCUGGCUCAAUGUCAAUCUGUUAAUUCUCCAAACGACUAUCUACCCGGCCAAUUUCCAAUCUCAGCCGUUGACGGAGCGGCAUCCACUAAAUGGCAGCCAGUCAGUGCCAAUAUGACUGCUUCUCUCACGGUUGCCUUCCCCGACUCAACAUUACCAUCGAAAAUCGUUGGUUUCGGGUUUGAUUGGGCUCAAGCACCCCCGGAAUAUGUGAAAAUCUUGUUACAUAACUCACCUCUUCCUCAAACAAUAGAUAUCACAUCUGCACCUCCUCCUGGAGCUGUGGUCAUCGCGGACCUACCACAGAUUGCCAUGUCGGAUCCAUAUAAACCAAAUAUUACCGAUCUUAACGCCAUCGUGCCGUAUAAAGGAAACACAACAAAUAUGACGCUGCCCUCACCAGUACCAGUAACCAAGUUUGCUACUCUCUUAAUUCGAGGCAGUCAAGCUCUAGGAGAGGCAGAUAUUAAAGCAGGAAAUGGCACUGGAGCAACAGUGGCAGAAUGGUCCAUUCUAGGAGCCGAUACUGGUCAGGGAAAAGGCAACUCGACGGCGAAAAAACUCAACGUUUACGGGGUAUCCUAA
Ophidiomyces ophidiicola is the source of this 3183-nucleotide messenger RNA. RefSeq names its product alpha,alpha-trehalase ath1 (gene ATH1). Lineage: Eukaryota; Fungi; Ascomycota; Eurotiomycetes; Onygenales; Onygenaceae. Gene Ontology annotation, molecular function: alpha,alpha-trehalase activity; carbohydrate binding. Gene Ontology annotation, cellular component: fungal-type cell wall. The record is from RefSeq and is a predicted model, not a curated record. The transcript has 4 exons. Gene Ontology annotation, biological process: trehalose catabolic process. The coding region runs from base 1 to 3183 and encodes 1060 amino acids.